Messenger RNA from Coffea eugenioides, 873 nucleotides. Its product is annotated as receptor-like protein 9DC3. The transcript is spliced from 2 exons. Gene Ontology annotation, molecular function: protein binding. The coding region runs from base 45 to 632 and encodes 195 amino acids. The record is from RefSeq and is a predicted model, not a curated record. Lineage: Eukaryota; Viridiplantae; Streptophyta; Magnoliopsida; Gentianales; Rubiaceae.
AAGGGGUGGACAUUAGUCUUGAAAGGGUCAUACUAACUCGAACAAUGAUUGACUUCUCAAGCAACAGAUUCAAAGGACAAAUUCCCGAGAUUAUCGGAUCCCUUCAUUCUCUUCAAACACUCAAUCUCUCUCAUAACAACUUCAGUGGCCUAAUUCCUAAGGCAUUAGGGAAUUUGAGUAUGCUUGAAUCUCUGGACCUCUCGUGGAACCGACUUGAAGGAACCAUUCCUAUGGAGCUAGUGAAUCUGGGUUUUCUUGAUUUCUUAAACCUUUCGGAAAAUCGUCUAGUUGGACCCAUUCCACGAGGAAGGCAGUUUGAUACAUUUGGAGAUGAUUCAUACAGAGGGAAUUUGGACUUGUGUGGUUUUCGGCUGGCCAAAGAUUGUGGAGAUACAGAGGCACCACCACCAGCCACGCCAUGGGAAGCUGAACAACAAUAUGAUGAUUCUGAAUUCUUUGAUGGGUUCACUUGGAAAGCUGUUCUGCUGGGAUAUGGCUGUGGAUUAGUGCUCGGAUUAGUUAUGGGAGGUCUCAUUUUCUUGACAGGAAAACCAAGAUGGUUUGUACUGAUUGUCGAAGAGUCGUUCAAACCGCGAAGGCGACCGAGGAAAUGGAUCCACAUACGCACUUAAGAAGGGCAAUGCAAUAAUUUACAUAACUGGUCUAUCAAUGAAGUGGAAAUAAGGAAAAGAUUUGGUUCAUUUCCAGUCGUACGUGCCCAGGUCUAUUUUAGGCUGGUUCCUAAAAUACAAGUCUCAGAGCCUUGUUUUCAAGUCUCAGGCUGUGUAUUUUAGGCUGGUUCAUUUCUCAUGGUUUUCAAGUCUCAGAGCCUUGUGGUUCCUUGCGGCUUAAUCUGUACGUUUAUAAUUGUAA